AUGAGUAAUGAUCUCCAGCACCACGAAGAGGUCAUCAAACUCUACAUCACGGCGAGUCACGCAUCAAACUCUGCAUCACGGCGAGUCACGGUCAUCGAACUCUGCAUCAUGGCGAGUCACGGUGUCAUCGAACUCUACAUCACGCAUCAAACUCUACAUCACGGCGAGUCACGCAUCAAACUCUACAUCACGGCGAGUCACGCAUCAAACUCUACAUCACGGCGAGUCACGCAUCAAACUCUACAUCACGGCGAGUCACGCAUCGAACUCUACAUCACGGCGAGUCACGGUGUGCGAGGACGCUCAAAACUGUAA
Penicillium hordei is the source of this 315-nucleotide messenger RNA. RefSeq lists its product as uncharacterized. Lineage: Eukaryota; Fungi; Ascomycota; Eurotiomycetes; Eurotiales; Aspergillaceae. The record is from RefSeq and is a predicted model, not a curated record. The transcript is spliced from 10 exons. Bases 1 to 315 code for a protein of 104 amino acids.